Molecule: messenger RNA, 2151 nt
Organism: Stylonychia lemnae
Lineage: Eukaryota; Ciliophora; Spirotrichea; Sporadotrichida; Oxytrichidae
Source: the annotation of a GenBank genome assembly
AUGCAAAAAGUGAAUAAGAUAAACAAGCUUGUGUUCUCAGGGGACAAUCAUCAAGGGCCAACAGCAAUAGCCACGAUGAGAGUUCAUGCAGGAUCAUAGCUUAGUAUUAAUAAUCAAAGAUCUAGCCCUUAGCCUAUUAGCAUAAAAGAUUUCAGCCAAUACAAUCAGAAUGGUGAUUAGAAUAACUUCAUUAUCACAAAUUCAUAAUCACCUUAAAUUAUCCAAUAAAUAUAGAAUAACUAAUAUCCGAUAAUUUCUAAGCCUAAAACUUCAUUUGGAACGAAUAGAAAUCAUAAUAAGGCAGUAGUGAAGAUGAAGUUACAUAGCUUUGAUCCACUUGGAUUAGGGAAUCUAGCAUCCAAUGAAUCAUCUCCAUUCGAAGCUGGCAGACUAUCUGUAAAUGCUCUUCACUUGGGAAGUGUUUAAACAAAGAACCUUUUCUUAAACACAGUUUAACCAGGUCAGAACAAUUCAGCAAAUGUUCAAACUUAUUCAAGCCCUGUUAUAAAUUCUGCAAACGCUAAGAGUAAGGUUUUCUUUCCCACUUAGGUAAAUGGAAACGGCAAUAACUCAAAGACAUUCAAAAUGAUGCAAAAUAUUCCAUAAUAAGCUAGAGUACAAACAGCUUAGUAAGCUUUUACUAAUAGGCCUUAAAGAUAGAUAUUUCCAAACAAAAAGGUGGUUGCAACUGGAGCUGUUUAGAGUAUUAACUAGAAUCAACUAAUAACCUUACCUUAAGCUAAUUAGAAUAAUCUGAUAUUGAAGCAUUAGUCUACACCAUUAGUUGGCACCUUAGUAAAUUAAGAGGGCAGAUCAUUGAAUCUCUACGGAUCAUAACUUCAAACUCCUAAGUUAUUCACGUAGACAUCUACUGGUCCUUUUUUCCACAGAAACAACAAUCAAUAGACAUAGUAAAAUCAUAGAGGAGGAUCAUAGCUGUCUUAGCGAAACAAAUUGAUAGAAGAUAAGAACAUGAGAUUUCUGAAUAAUCAAAUAAAUCAAGGUAAGAUUAGAGUUAAUCAAGAAGGGAAAGUGGGAAUUAGACAGAUAGGUACUCGAAGUUGUGAGGAGUUAGAAGAAUUUGCUGAUGGAUUUGAACAGCAAGAAUAGAAUUCUGCUAUAUACAACGAGGAUCAAGCAUCUCCUUCUAACUAAAGAUACUCAGGAAUCGAUUUUAAUUCUAUAUACUCGUAAUAAAUUCAAAAUGGGUUCGGUGGAAGAAACUCAGACCCUACAACAAUGUCAAUUAAUAAUUUUAGAUAGGCUGAUACUUUCCUAAAUUUGGGGUCAAAUGGAACAAUUUAGGAUUAAGUAUCUACCUAGAUUUAACAUCAGAAAACUUAAGCGUCAAAUAAUAUCUCAUCAUAAAAUAAAAACUAAUGGCCGAAAAAGAACACACAGGGACUCCAAGGCUCGAUUUAUUCUUCAUCAGCAGCUUCUUCAAUUGAAGGAGAUAACAUCUAAAUAUAUAAUUAAAUGGAGGAUAAUGAGUCAUAGGUCAAAAUAAUUAAUUAGGAAAAAUAAUAGCCAACUUUAAGGCUAAUCAAAAGGCAUUCUCAUAAUGAGUUUAAUUAGGCGAAGCCAAUAAGAGCUAUAGAUGAUGAGUCUCUCUUUAACAAAGAAUAGACUGAGUAAUAAAGAAAUUCAUUAGGAAAAAUACAAUAAGUAAAAAGAAAUUUUGGGUCAACUUUGAAUCCUGCUGAUAUUUUAAUGCAGAUGAAAGCAUAGGAACAUACGAAUUCCUAGUAAGAUAUCCCCUUUUCAGUAAGUAGUGAUGUAAAAACAGCUAAGCAGCAAUAAAGAAAAAUAAUAUCAAAAAAUAAUAUAAAGUUUGCAAGAGCUUCUGUGAUAAACUCUGAUGGGACAAACGGGGCUGGUAGCCUACAUCCAGAUAAAAUGGAAACUUUACAAAGUAGCAAUAUUUCACCACCACUAGAGUUGGUGAAUGAUUUGAACAUUGAAAAGUAAUAAUAGCAGCAGUAACCGUAGAAAAAGGCUAUUAAAAAAAUCAGAGAUGCUCAGUAGAUUGCAGACUCAUUUGAUAAGAAAGGAAUCGGCAAAGCAAUUGUUUAGUAUUAAUUUGAGAUGGCAGACAAAGAAGAAGAAAAUUGUUUCAAAGGGCUUUAUGAUGCUCUCAAUCAAUUCUUUUGA